GUCGUCGUGUGCGUGGGCCGGCCGUGUACUACUGUACUCAUUUUUGCCGGAUGAACUCGCUCACACCAACUCACAACUCUCACCCAGUAAUGCCUUCCGUGGAUUACCGAGCAUAAUCUCUGCUUAAUCACAGUCCAUUGUUUUUGUUAAACCCCUUCAUUCCCUCAUUGAUUCAUUAGCACACUUGGAUCGAAGACUUCGAAUGUUUGUCCCGACUUUAGAUGCAACCCCUAGCAUAAGGACGCGGGAAUCACAAAACUCACGAGCUGAGAUGUUUGGGGGAAUGAGGACUUUUCACUUCCUUCUCUCUCGUGAAUCUGCGAACACCAACCAUCAUUGGAAGCAGCGACAAGUUGCCGUGGUUUUGACCACCAGAAUCAUGAGAGAAUGUACGGAGCUCCGAGUGCGAUGCAUCCGGGCCUUCCUUCUUCUUACAUGCGAGUCCUCCCUGGAGAGGACAGCUCUUCUUUCUCGACGACGGAUUGAUUGGGCUCUUAAUCCGCCCAACCUUAACCCGUCCACAUCAAAGCUAAUGUUGCAGUACGGUGCGCCAACUGAGUCAGUCAAGGUCAAUUUCUACCGCGAGCGUUGCUCGGAUCACGGGGGUUGAAGUUGAAGCUCUUAACUCCCACAUGCGGAGAUGUGUGCUCAUUGCCGAACGCGAGCAGAAGUCCGCUUGCAAGCGCUUGUCGGCGGUGGCAACCAUUAAGGUCCUGCUGCAUGAUCCUCUCUCUCUCCUCGCUUCAUAGUACCGGUACUGGAAUCGGGUCAAAGCUGUGCAUGAACUUGAGCUUUGACUAAACCUUGGGAUUCACAACCCCGGGUUCAUCUUGUGCCGAGUGAAUGAAUGGAUGCAAGGCUCACCGUUACGCAAUAAAAAGCAGCCAUGGCAAACGUGAAUGCUGAUCGCCAUGUAGUCUGGGACUGGACUGCACUGCACUGGGACUGCGACUGUAGAAAGACAAGUGAAGAAAGACCCACUGACACUCUGCAUAGACCGGUGCCGUUCUGUCUGCUCGUCGAUUCAAUGAGCAAGCUCGACAACUUCUGCAGCACCCAUGGGUGCUGCAGAAGUUUGAUGCUGCUGCUGCUGGUGGAAAAUUCCACAUGUCGUUAUGGACACAAGUGGAUAUGCCACAUUUUCCUUGGCCAUGUGUAAGCUAGUCUUGAGGAUAAUAUGAAUUCCGAGCUGUCCGAGUUACCUUCGUGCAGUAGAGGACAACAUCUGGGAACUCGAAUGGGUUCUGAGAUUGUGUGGUUAACUAAGAAUCACCGUUACCGCUCGAAGCAUGUGGAGUUAGAAAGCAAUGAUCACCGUUACAAAACUCUGCAUCCGUAGGCAGGCAACGUGCAAUGGUGUGAACGAUGCUGCGGUGUCAGUCAUAAGUGUCUUCCAAGGUACUUCAUCAGAUUGAGCAAGCAAAGACUAGGACAGGACUCGGGUCCGACCGAAGACCGACUGUCACCAUGACGGACGAGCUCCAAGACUUCCAGUUUGCCUUCUUCGCUUAAAUGCUCGGGACUGUACGACGAGCACUGUGUAGAUGCUUCGACAGACUCGGCAAGCAAGACUGUCAAGCACAUGAGCUCAGAUUUGAUCCGUUUGGGGUUCGGCAUUAGUAUAUUUUCUUCGAGUCGUACGACCUUUACCGUGUUCAUACGGCCAUGCACCAUCUCCGAGCACCGGAAGUGCGAGCGAGUUCAAUGAUCGUCGUUGUUUGGUGGAGUAUGUAUGGGGUUGAAGGAUAGCGCAGAUCUGUGCCUCACAGAUUAUGUGCAUGCCCCAUGUUCUUCUCACAGCAACCUUUCUUUGACUGUAACCGCACCUCCUACACGGGAGAGCCCAAAGAAGUUUGACUGGCAUGCAAUUUCCUCCGUGUGCUAACAGGGUGCGACAAUGCUCCGGCAGAUCUUUUGAGCUAGUCAACAAGCGUCACGCGCUUGGAUGGAUAACGUAUUAUUUUCCUCUCCAUGGCACAAGCUGGGCACAAGGCCUGGAUUGGUCCAAUGGCAGAUUGAUUGGGACUGGAUGCCCAGGAAUGGACUCCAGAGUAGACUAUCUUGGAGUUCAGAGUCACGCUUCACUCAACCAUGGCACACAGUGGAAAACUAUAUUCAAAUGCGUCUUCCUUCCAGGAUGAAGCAAUGUCCAGAGGUCGUGGAAAAUUCUCAUUCCUGUCGUUUUUGAGGCCAUUUUACCCAUCAUGCUGCUGCAUGUUCUAUGCAAGGAGCAGAUGGGAUGCAAAGUGGAAAGUUCUACACAUUCUUUUUAGUCCUAGUGUGCAGCACUUUUCCGAUUCAAUGGUGUUUCCACUCUUUGAAAAUCCUGAUGGAUAACGUUACAGUUUUCUUACUUCUUUGAGCCUUCUGCAAGGUGCAUCAUUCCUGGUGAUUGCAACCAUGUCGUUGCUUGCAUCUUUUCUCACUGAGCAUGUUCGUAAAACUUUCAUGUCCAGGACCUCCCUCCUUGGCCAGAUUCUCCCAAUGAUUCGUCACAUUCCCUUGCCAUUCACUUUUGGCCUCGCCGGUAUCACACGAGAUGGAUAAGGGUACAGGAUUCCUUCUUUUCUUGACAUCCAACAUUGUGCACGAUUCAUGACACGGCCAGUUGACGAGAGAAAGAUUUCGGUGGACUCAUCCCUGUACAAAAAGCACCACAGGGCCAAAGAUGUGGUUGAAAUUUUCUGUCUGGAGAAACUCAUGAACCUGGACCUCGAACGUCAUGCUAGUCUUCUUCUGACUCCGAUGGACACCAAACUUGGUGGUGCGUCCAUUUCGGCAUAGGCUAUCGUAACAUGGAAAUGAGCUCUGCCCUGCAUGCUUACGGAAACCCUGAGGCUGGCUGGCCCAUCGAUCGUGGAGACGUACCCGUACUUGUUAGUCUUUGACAUGUCUCGCAGCCUCUGAUGUAUCCUACCCCGGAUCCUCAAAUGAAAUGACAGUAUUCCUGCAUGCACAUUUCGCUCAAGGGGCUGCAUCAUUCCUGCUGAUGACGGAAACACAUGGAACUCAUUGAUUGCUUCCAUUUGCCUUGAGGCGGGA
Marchantia polymorpha subsp. ruderalis is the source of this 3042-nucleotide messenger RNA. The record is from the annotation of a GenBank genome assembly. NCBI's taxonomy places the organism in Eukaryota, Viridiplantae, Streptophyta, Marchantiopsida, Marchantiales, Marchantiaceae.